GUAAAAGUCGACAGACUUUUCGGAUCUCGGUCGCCAUCGUGUACAUUGUGUACGUCGCCGCGCACGCCGUCGUUCUUUGGAGCUCAAGCUAACCGUCGCUUCAUCUCUCCACCAGGAGUUCGUAGUAGCCAAGGAAACGAGGAGAGCGAGCAACGAGAAGAGGCGCGAAGGAAACGAGUGCGAAACUAUUCGCACGGUUGUGUGGGCCGCGCACUCGCGCGUACGUGUACACCCAUACGCGCUCGCAUUAGCUAAAGAGAGACAGACGUACGCACCGUCGUCGGCUCAUCCUCGUGUUUCUUCGUACAAUUUCAGUCGUGCUGCGACACAACUCGCGUACGGUGUGUGCGUAAGACUUUCCACUUCCUUUCGCUUGUCUUUCCUUUUUUUUUGGUUUUCUCGUGAAGGAGCGAGGAAGCGGGAGUAAGAGAAAGAGAGACAGAGAAGCGCGAGAAGGGAUUAUAGCAGUGCGGAAGAGGGAGUGUGAGAGAUAGAUAGAGAGAGAGAGAGAGAGAGAGAGAGAGAGAGAGAGCGAGAGAGCAGCGAAUCUCCCGCAAAUUUUAGCGUACGUUUGCCGGACGACGCGCGCCCAGGAGUUUUCCGGCUCUUCCGUAUUCGAAGAGAAAUCACAAAGCAUCAAUGGCUGACCAACUUACAGAGGAGCAAAUCGCCGAGUUCAAGGAGGCGUUCUCGCUGUUCGACAAAGACGGCGACGGCACCAUCACCACCAAGGAAUUGGGCACUGUGAUGCGCUCCCUUGGACAGAAUCCCACAGAGGCCGAAUUGCAGGACAUGAUCAACGAGGUUGACGCUGACGGCAAUGGUACAAUCGACUUCCCUGAGUUCUUAACAAUGAUGGCGCGCAAGAUGAAGGACACGGACAGCGAGGAAGAAAUCAGGGAGGCCUUUAGGGUGUUCGAUAAGGAUGGCAAUGGCUUCAUAUCGGCAGCCGAGUUGAGACACGUCAUGACAAAUCUCGGCGAGAAGCUCACCGACGAAGAGGUCGACGAAAUGAUUCGGGAAGCGGACAUCGAUGGCGACGGACAAGUUAAUUAUGAAGAAUUCGUCACAAUGAUGACAUCAAAGUGAAUUAACUAAUGUGCUUGGGAAAACUCGCGAUUUAGAGUGGUGUUGACGUACUAAAGAAAAAAAAAUGAAGAAUCAAGCGAUAAAAACAAAAAACCAUAAAUGAAAAAACGUCUCAACCAAAAAAGUGGAUAAAGUCUUGUAUCAGGAUGCAAAGGAGUCUUGAACACAAGAUGUUAAUGUCCCGUUCGACAUGUAUUAAUCGUCGUCGUUUACGAUAAGUAAUAAGGGAAAUUAAUAUUAUUUAAUUCAGAGUCUACCAGCAAAAAUGAAAAAAAAAAAAGUAAUUAUCAAUCGGUCAUUUUUCUUAACAAGUAUGUGCGCGUACACAAUAAGCACACACCUGUUAACAAAUGUGUCGUCAAUAUGCUUUUAUUUGCAAACGAUAAAAAACAAAAAACAAACUUUUAAAAUGAUAAAAGAACAAAAAAAUUCGAGUCUAUGUGUAUCGCACGAGGGCACGCAACAACUACAACUACAACAAUUAAAACGAAAACUUUGCA
Molecule: messenger RNA, 1589 nt
Organism: Ceratosolen solmsi marchali
Lineage: Eukaryota; Metazoa; Arthropoda; Insecta; Hymenoptera; Agaonidae
Product: calmodulin
Exons: 4
Coding region: 640-1089 (149 amino acids)
Cellular component (GO): myosin II complex
Molecular function (GO): calcium ion binding
Source: RefSeq, a predicted model, not a curated record